AUGGGCCGCCUGUUUCAGCUUCAGGAGAACUGUCUCCGGGCCAUGGGCCACACCGGCGGUCACGAGAAUAGCAUCUCCGAUGGAAAGUUGAGCGUGAAGCACAUAGUUUCCCUGGCCUUCGUCGUGUCGGCCCAGUACCCUCUUAUCUCGUACAUUGUCUACAAUCGCGAGGACAUGGAGAAGGUCACGGCCUGUCUAAGUGUUGUCCUCACCAAUAUGCUGACCGUGAUUAAGAUCACAACCUUUCUGGCUUACAAGCAGGACUUUUGGCGAAUGAUUCAGCGUUUCAGGGAAAUGCAUCAGCAAUAUGGGGACGGAUACGGUUACGUGGCAGCCGCCAACAAGGUAGCCUCCUUGCUGGGACGGGCCUAUUGCAUCUCCUGCGGCAUCACUGGCCUUUACUUUAUGCUCGGACCCAUUGUUGCCAUUAUUGCCAGCAAAUGGAGGGGCACGACAUACAUCCGAGAGCUGCCCAUGCCGAUGAAGUUCCCUUUCAACGAUGUCAACACUCCGGGCUACGAAGUGGGAUUCCUGUACACCGUCUUCGUCACCGUGGUCGUUGUUACCUACGCCUCUGCCGUGGACGGACUAUUUAUCUCCUUCGCCAUCAAUCUGCGGGCCCAUUUCCAGACCCUGCAGCGGGACAUUGAGAACUUCAACUAUGCCCUGUCGGAGCGAGAGGUUCGGGCAGCCCUGCGAUCUGUUGUGGACUACCAUGUGGAGCUGCUCUCUAUGUCCAAGCAUUUGCGUGUCAUCUAUACCCCCAUUGUUUUUGGACAGUUCUUUAUAACAUCGCUGCAGGUGGGAGUCAUAAUCUAUCAACUAGUCACGCGAUUGGACUCAAUUAUGGAUCUGCUAGUAUACCUCUCGUUUUUGGGCUCCAUCAUGUUGCAAUUGUUUAUGUACUGCUAUGGGGGAGAGAUUAUAAAAGUAGAGAGUUUAAAAGUUGACAUUGCUGUGCGACUAUCCGACUGGCACUUGGCCACCACCACCAUUCGGAAAUCUCUGGCCUUCAUCAUCCUACGCUCGCAGAGGGAGGUCCUGAUUAAGGCCGGCUUCUAUGAGGCCUCGUUGGCUAAUUUUGUGGCGAUUUGCAGAACUGCAAUGUCGCUGAUUACUCUAAUAAAAUCUAUCGAGUAG
This is a messenger RNA of Drosophila bipectinata, 1140 nucleotides long. RefSeq names its product Odorant receptor 82a (gene Or82a). The record is from RefSeq and is a predicted model, not a curated record. Gene Ontology annotation, molecular function: odorant binding; olfactory receptor activity. Gene Ontology annotation, biological process: detection of chemical stimulus involved in sensory perception of smell; sensory perception of smell. NCBI's taxonomy places the organism in Eukaryota, Metazoa, Arthropoda, Insecta, Diptera, Drosophilidae. Gene Ontology annotation, cellular component: plasma membrane.